AUGCGACUUUCGAAGAGCGCCUCCUCGUCGGGGGCUUCUCAGGGGCGCGUGCGGCCGUGCUCUUCUUAUUCGCGGACGUCGCGGGCGCCAGAGGACGCCCUGGAGCUCCCUGUGUGGCAGUAUGUCUUCCUGCGGCGAGCCGCGGUUCGCGACAGGGUGCAGUCGCGCUGGUUUCGGGACGUGUUGGCCUCGUACAGCUCGGUUGCCGAAGAAAACGUGCAUCUGCUUGUUGCCAACGCCUCCGCGUUGUCGCCCUUCGCGUCCGGCGCCGGUCUGCAGGUCCCACCCUUCGGCCCUCGCCCGUUCGAUGGCGGUCCCCCCGCAAGUUCGAGUCGCACCUCGCCUCGCGUGAAGGGCUCCGACGCCCCCAGCCCCGGCGCGCUCGAGGCCGGCGCGCAGGAGGAGGCCGCUGGAGGCGUCGACAUGGGACGCGUGAUCGGCGCGCUUGAAAUCCGCCUCGCGGAGACUUUGCGGCGGAUGGAUGCGGCCGAGGGGAGCGCAGCGGCGCUGACUGCGAAGCUCGAGCAAACGCGAAACCAGCUGGAGGAGAAAGUUCUUGAGAGCGACGUACUGCGGCGGCUGGUUGGCGAGCGCGAAGAAGAGCUGGGGGACCGCGAAGCGGAGCUCGGGGAGGCCCGGAAGGCCUGCGCGUUUCUGCAGAACGAGAGAAGCCAGUUGCAGGCUGCGCUGCAAAUGGCGCAGCAAGAAGUGAUGGAAAAGGCUCUCGAGAACGAGCGCUAUCUCAGGGAGCUCUUGAGGUAUAAGGAGGCAGAGGCGACGCGCCUGAAUGAGAUGCAGCAGCUGUACGUCUCCAUCAUGGAGAAGCAGAAGAAGCGUGAACCGGAGUCGCGCGGAAGAUCUGCAGCGGGUGGAGAGGAGGAGGAAGCGCGACGCGCACUUCUUCUCCUCUCGAGUCUCGAGCGGGCCGCGUCCCCAGGAGACGCCGGCGCACCAGUCUCCCCGCAGGACAGCGGCGAGCAGGGGCCUCCACACUGCGCGCACAGCUCACACAGCCACGACGCCUCUUCGCCAGCCGCAGGUGGCGCCAGCAGGGACGGCAGAAGCGAACCUAGAAGCGGGGGUUCGGGCAUCAGCACUCUCACGCAGCUCCUGUCCCUGUCUGCGAGCUGGGGCCGAGCGAAGGCCCCGGUGUCAGACUCUCAAACGAGUUCCUCAAGCCAGGGAACGACCUCAACAAGCUCUCCGAAGCCAGUGGCGGGCGCGGGUGGGGGAGGAUUCCUCGCGAGGGACGGCUCGGGUUCGGCCGCUGCGGGCGGGUCGUCCGGUCCCGCCUCCUCGACGCGGCGGAUUCCGUCGUUCGGGGGCGCGCACGGAGCGACAGACCCCGAUCGACCUCAAGGGAAGAGAGGAGGCGAGCCUGGGUCUGAGACACCACUCCCGUCGGCGAGGUUGGAAGGCGACACCGCCCUCGACUGCGCACGACGAGACUGGGAUUCGUGCCGUCCGCCCACGCGCGUUCACAAGUCGCUUCUGGCUCACCGCGGGAGUGUGCAUGCGUGCUGUGCGGUGCCGCACGUCUGGGGUGCGGAGGCUUUGCCUUUCCAGCGCGGGCCGCGGCUUUUCGAAAAGGGUUUGGGCUGCGCCGAUCACGAGCUGCUUCUGACCUGUGGUCAGGACGGUUUUCUGGCGCUUGUGGACGCUACGGCCCCGGCGCUGCUGUACUCGUUUCUCGUCUCGCCAUCCAAGGCGCCGCUCCUCUGCGUUGAUGCGGUGCCGGAUCAGCGCAUUGCGCUCGUCGCCGCAGCAGACGUGAGCCUGUAUACUGUCAACGCGUGCAGUCAGCGGGUAGUUUCGACGCUGAAGGGACAUAGCGGACGCAUCACUGCGUGCGGCUUUCUGCGUUCUGUCGCGCACUCCCAGACACCCGGGAAGGGCUCUGCGGCGAGGGGCCUCGGCGGCGCCGGCGCGCUCAUGACCGGCGCCGGCGGCCCGAAUUCGGCGACGCUAUGGAGUUGCAGCCUAGACAGAACAGUGCGCCUCUGGGACGCGCGGCGAAGCGCGUGCGUCAAGACAACCAGUUUGAACAGUGCAGUGACUAUGGGCGCCGUUUCUCCAGAUGGAGAGUGGCUGGCGACUGCUCAUCAGAACGGCAGCGUGUCUCUGUUGAACGUCCGCACAGAAAAGUGUGCACGCGUUGCCUCUCUCCAGCUGCACGAGGACGCGGCGACCGGAGUCGCAUUCGACCCUAGGGGAUGUCUCCUUGCGACGCAGGGGAAAGACAACCAGGUGAAAAUUGUCGAUGUGCGAAUGUGGAAGGAACUCACAAUUCUGCUCCAUAUCGAAAUGCGGUACAAUCUCAUUCAGACUUCGCCGGUCUUCUCAAGGGGAGAAGGAGCCUUCGUCGCAGCAGCCGCAGGUCCGCACGUCUGCUGUUGGGCUUUGCAGAAUGACGCUUCAGCCUGGGGGGUCACAGGGCCUGGGAUGAUGGCAGGCCACGGCGCCGGCGUUCAGGCGAUGCAGGCAGGACGCACCGGCGGGUUGCGUAGAGAGAGAGCAUCUGAAGCGCGGCCAGAAGUCGUCCUGCGGACUCAAAUGACAGAUGUGACCUGCCUCAACUGGCAGCUUCGCAGGGGGCUCGUAACAGGGGGCAGGGACGGAUCUGUCGUACUAUGGGAGCACGAGUAG
Molecule: messenger RNA, 2646 nt
Organism: Besnoitia besnoiti
Lineage: Eukaryota; Apicomplexa; Conoidasida; Eucoccidiorida; Sarcocystidae
Product: WD domain, G-beta repeat-containing protein
Exons: 1
Coding region: 1-2646 (881 amino acids)
Molecular function (GO): protein binding
Source: RefSeq, a predicted model, not a curated record